This is a messenger RNA of Hippoglossus stenolepis (Pacific halibut), 3111 nucleotides long. It is a transcript of the gene lmbrd1, whose product is annotated as LMBR1 domain containing 1. Gene Ontology annotation, biological process: protein localization to vacuole. Bases 43 to 1659 code for a protein of 538 amino acids. The transcript is spliced from 16 exons. The record is from RefSeq and is a predicted model, not a curated record. Gene Ontology annotation, cellular component: vacuolar membrane. NCBI's taxonomy places the organism in Eukaryota, Metazoa, Chordata, Actinopteri, Pleuronectiformes, Pleuronectidae.
CGUCGGCAGGAACACGUGGGUUUGUUAUUGCAGGAAGUGAAGAUGGCGGCCCAGUCGCUGCUCUCCGAGUCUGCGCUCGGAUGGUCUAUUUUCACCUUUAUACUCCUGAUGAUCCUGGCUUUCUGUUGGGUCUACAUCCGCAAAUUCCAAAGUCGUCAGGAAAGUGAAGUUGUUUCAACCAUCACAGCAAUAUGUGCACUGGCCAUUGCCUUGAUAACGUCUGCACUUCUACCCGUGGAUAUAUUCCUUGUUUCGUUCAUGAAGUAUCCCAAUGGUACCUACAAGGAUUGGGCAGCAAACAAUGAGACAAGAGGGCAAAUUGAAGACACUGUGCUAUAUGGAUACUACACACUUUACUCCAUCAUCCUGUUCUGUGUCUUCCUGUGGAUCCCCUUUGUUUACUUCUACUAUGAAGAAAGAGAUGACGAAAAUGUGAACAAAUGCUCGCAAGUGAAAAACGCUCUGAAGUACACAGUUGGAUUCGCCAUUGUCUGUGUGGUUCUUCUUUUAAUUGGAGCCUUUGUUCCACUAGAAGCCCCACCUGGCCAGAAUUCCACUCAGUGGGAGAAAGUACAGUACCUUUUUGAAGAGCUUGGGAGUAGUCAUGGUCUACCAGCUCUGUCUUUCUCCAUCAGCACCUUGACCUUGAUUGGCAUGUUGGCAGUCAUCACUUACACGGCGUACGGUAUGUCUGUGCUGCCUUUGAAUCUGAUAAAAGGCACCCGGAGUGUGGUGUAUGAACGCCUGGAGAACACAGAGGACAUUGACGAUGUUGAGCAUCAGAUAGAGAAGCUGAAAUCCAAGUGUGCAGAUGGACGUCCCCUUUCCUCAAGGGACAGACAGAACCUGCAGGAGCUGGAGGGCAAGCUGCAGGUUCUCCAGCGCAGGGGGAGACACCUGGAAAUUGCAGAGAGGAACUGCUGCACUAAAGUGGGCAGUGCUCUCAGACCUUUCAAGAUAAUGUUGGGCAUUUUCUUUAUCCUGGUCGCACUGCUGUUCACCAUUGCCCUAUUCAUUUCAAAUUUGGAUAAAGCUCUCCACUCUGCUGGCAUGAGCUCAGGGUUCAUCAUCUUUGGCACCAACCUAACCAAUCCUCUGAAUGAACUUCUACUCGCCCUACAACCCGUUUUCCCGCUGGAUUACAUCCUGAUCACCGUCAUCACCAUGUACUUUGUUCUCACAUCCAUGGCUGGCAUUCGCAACAUGGGCAUCUGGUUCUUCUGGAUAAGGCUCUACAAAAUAAGACCAAAGAAAACCCGUCCUCAGGCUCUCCUCUUCCUCUGCAUGAUUCUCCUCUUGAUCGUCCUUCACACCAGCUACAUGAUCUACAGCUUAGCCCCGCAAUACGUCAUGUACGGCAGCCAGAAAUAUCUUGUGCAGAUGCCCUCAGCAGGUCCUACAUCUGGGAACUCUACUAUUGGCACCACAAGGAUCUGUGAUGCCGAUGCGCCUGAGGAUCAGUGCACAGUGACAAGAUCCUAUCUUUUCCUCCACAAGUUCUGGUUCUUCAGCACCAUCUACUACUUUGGUAACUGGGCCUUUAUCGGGGCAUUCCUCAUCGGUAUGGUGGUGUCCUGCUGCAGAGGGAAGAAGUCCGUGAUUGAAGGAGAGGUGGAGGCCGACGACUCAGACAUAAGUGACGAUGAAUAUGUGCACUGAAAACAAGAGUAUUCACUUGAUCUGAUUUAAAGAUAUGAUCACCUCAACUUAAAGGGACGCGAAGGUACAUCAACAAAUACAAACAAAUGAGCGUAACUAAGUAUUUUGGUCUUAAGGAGUUGUUGCAGUGGUGUUUUUGUGUAUUCCAGCCUCGUUUUGAGUCGACGCGUCACUCCCCCUUAAUGAGAGCGCGCAGACUGAUUGUUGCGUCUUUCUCAGUCGAUAUUAUUGAUGACUCUGGGAUUCAGGGAGGGUCCUCCAACUCAAUCCUACCUUGAGAAUUCACUUCUGAACAGCUUGAAGCUGACACAAAUUGGUCAUUUUUCUACUGGUAGAGACACAUUAUUACGGCAGCGGAGACACAGUCAUGGGCUGCUUCCAAACGUCUGAGCUUUAUUUGGAGACAGAGCUUAGCCUUCGAAUGAAACCAGUUUUUCUUCUUUCUCUAAGCACUUUCUGGACACUUUGAAUGAUUACUUUAUGAAAAUAUCUCUGCUUAGCUCCAGUUUACCUUUAAGAUAAAACACUGAAAACAAUUGUGUCUACAUGGACUGCUGUGCUCGCUUCUUUUCUCAAAACCUAAUUGGUAUAACAAAUAACGAUAAGCGUUGACAGCAGUAACAUUGACAGACUUUAUUUUGCUUGUUCUUAUCUGAGGAUGAAUAUAUUUCUGGUGGAUUUGCUGCUUUUUUCCGCCGGCCUUUAGUUUGUUUGCAGUUUCAAACCUUAUUUAUUCAGAUGUUACUGUACUUGCAUAACUGCACUCUGUAUGACGUGUAAAGGACCAAUUGUUGCUGUUGUGUUUUCAAGGUUUCAGUUUUUUGGGGGUUUUAAAUCAAAUUGGUUCGACAGCUUUUUGCUGUCUGUGUUAAAAGACGAGUAAAAUAAGAAAAAAAAGAUAUGGCUGUAAUUUUCUUUUAAUUAAGGAUAUUUCUUGUUUUUUUUGGCUCAGCGCUCUAGAGUUUAUCAGCAGCUUGUGACAUAGAACUGUUAAUGGCUUUUAUCUAGUACACGUAUAUAUAACUUUAUCCCGGUAUAUUUAACAGUCUGUGUCAAAAUCAAUAUGUUAAAUAUCAAUUUACAAACUCACAGAAAAUAUCAAUGUGAAUGAUUUUUGUUUUAUUUUGGUAGGAAAACAUUAGUGCCUCAUGAAUGUACAGUACCAUGAUGGGCACACUCUUCAGUGCACGUUACCCUAAAUUAAAGCUGAGUCUCAGUGAGUUUUUCUUCUUUUCUUUUUUUCUGAUUUGCGAUAUUAGUCUUGAGUUUCCUUUUUGAAGAAGCGCUUUGAUUGAGCCAUCAGCUGGAAAUGUGAUGAGGUGACGCUCCCAGAAGCUGCAUCACGAGCUGUCACCUCCUGCGACUGGCUGAAACAUUUGCUGUUUGUGAAACUUGUGUCAAUACUGAAUGAAAACCUGUAUUUAAAGAAAUAAAACAAUUUUAAGCCCGUUA